Molecule: messenger RNA, 1497 nt
Organism: Penicillium griseofulvum
Lineage: Eukaryota; Fungi; Ascomycota; Eurotiomycetes; Eurotiales; Aspergillaceae
Exons: 4
Coding region: 1-1497 (498 amino acids)
Molecular function (GO): protein binding
Source: RefSeq, a predicted model, not a curated record
AUGCCGAAGCCGAAAUCCUUCCUAAGGGAGACAAAGACAAAGAAGAAGGCUGCCUCGAAACAGGCACCUGUAACUGCAGAUGAAUUUCUUGCAGCCGGCGUCGAGCUAGAAGAAGCCGGAGAGAAAUGGCGGGCCGGAGAUGCGGCCAAGUCCAUGCGCUUCUUUAUGCGGGCCAUCACCAACUAUGACGAAGGACUACAGAAACAUCCCGGCACAUUUGAUCUAGCUUACAACAAAGCACGAGUCCAAUAUGAAAUCACCCAGCACCCCAAACUAGCAGCCCAGCUGCCAGCGCCACAGGGGGAGCUUUUGCAGAUUGCGCUACAGUCACACCGGGAUGCCCUGGGUCUGGAGCAGGACAAUGCUGACGUGUUGUUCAAUUCGGGCCAGGUGCUGACCAGUCUAGCAGAGUUGAUAUCCAAUCUGAAGCAUCCCGGUGAGGAGGAGCAGAUGCAAGCGGGGACCUACCUGCAAGAAGCGAUUGAGCUGUUCCAGCGGUGUCUGAUGGUACAGGAGAUGAAGUACACGGAAAUGCAAGAGGAGAUCGAACUGAUGAAAUCCGGGGGUGUGCCGCCGGAGCCGGAGUCUGUACCACCAGCUGCGGGGCAGUCUCAAGUCGAGUCCGGCGAGGAGCAAGAACAGUGGGCGAUGAUUGUGGAGCCUGUCACGAAGAAUACGCUCGUGGACACGGCCGUGGCACAGCUGGAGACUUUGACGACUCUGUGCAACGUGUUGAUUUCUAACCCCGGUGCGGGCGGUGUUGGUUGGGUACAAGAGUACUCGUCGGAGCUAGUGCAUUCGCGGCUGCCUGCUUAUGCUGAAGGCUCGGACAGACAGUAUGAGGCGGCCUUAGCGCGAGCCAAGUUCAUCUGUGCAUUGAACGAUUUGCUCUACCGAGGCGGACAUACCGAUAUCCAAACCUACCAGCAGGAGGUUGGACAGGUUUUUGGCCCGGAACUGGAUGUAUCCGCGGACCCUGAAGGGCUGUGUGGCAAAGCAGAUGCGCUCACGUCAUUGAACCAGGCACUUUCGGACAUCCCUCCAUCGGAGGAUGACGAGGCGUUUGAGAACGCGGUAGCAUUGCGUUGGAAGUCGCUUUCAACCGCCCUAGACGCAUUAACGGCUGCUACUAAGCUCCCAGAUGCCGAAAACCUGCCCAAGAUCCACCUUGGUCGCGGAGACGCGGAGAUGCACAGAUGGCGUCUUGGACGAGCGCCCUGGAACCACGCCAUAGCGAAGCAGAACGGAGCUAUGCUCCUGCGCAACGCUCAGACGUACUAUCGCGGAGCAACAGCUCUCGCUCGCCGCGACGGAGCAGUUGAGGAAGAACGCGACGGAACUUGCAAGGAGGCGAUUGCCGCAGCAAUCGAAGGCCAGAACACGAAGCUCGAGCAGCUCAAAUCAACGGACCUCCAACAGGUGAUAGUCGUGGCGCAGGAUAUGGUGGAAGACGGGAUGGUUGAUGGCAGGGAAUUGAGUGCCCUGAUUUCAUCAUGA